UGCGCUAAAUCUCGGCGAUCGGCGCGUCCAAAUUCAAUCACCACCCCCAACGACACUCGGUUCCUCACAGUACCGGAACAGAUAACCUACCCUCAAUCGCCCUUUCUCGCCGGCCAUUGCGGACACAACAAAACAAUAUCUCCUCCAAGUUGUGAAAAGCAGCAUUGAAUAGACCAAUACGAACAUACUCGCUCAUAAAACCGGCACAAUGGUCCACAAAGCAAUCUUCUGGGGUGGUUUCGGAAUUGCCGUCCGUGCUUGGCAACUAGGCAUUGAGAUGCGCCCGUUCUUCUCCAAGCAAUCGAUGGUUGGAUACCCAAUCUUUGCCGGCGUUGGAGCAAGCUUCGGAUACUGGUUGAGCGGAGUUGAGGAGAGACAGCACACCAUUCUGGCCGCCCGGAGGACAAGCCUGCUCGAGAAGAGACAAAGGAGGGCUGAGAGGGAAGCAGCUGGGGAGCAGUAGUGGGAAGAGUCCAGAUGGCAUGUUCAGCGCCAACCACCCCAGGGAAUUGGUCCAUGGAUAUGACCAUUAUACGAGCAUAGCUACAUUUAUAUUCAGGGGCUAUAUGCUACGGGAUUACAGUUGCGACGAUGGGCAUUGGGGUUGCUUGGGGUAGCUUGGGAUUGCGGAUGAACGGGAGGAGGAUGUGGUCUAUAGAUCCUGUACACAACGGUUGCGAAAAUCCAAUCAAAUAAACAUUUAAAAAUAACCAAGGCUGUACUCUAAGGA
Molecule: messenger RNA, 730 nt
Organism: Pseudogymnoascus verrucosus
Lineage: Eukaryota; Fungi; Ascomycota; Leotiomycetes; Thelebolales; Thelebolaceae
Exons: 2
Coding region: 209-463 (84 amino acids)
Source: RefSeq, a predicted model, not a curated record